Molecule: messenger RNA, 5538 nt
Organism: Lytechinus variegatus (green sea urchin)
Lineage: Eukaryota; Metazoa; Echinodermata; Echinoidea; Temnopleuroida; Toxopneustidae
Product: kelch-like protein 2
Exons: 2
Coding region: 1605-3716 (703 amino acids)
Molecular function (GO): protein binding
Source: RefSeq, a predicted model, not a curated record
GAACUUUCAUCCAGUCCCUCAAUUUUCUCUUUCCAUACAUGGCUUCAUUCUCCAAAUCUCCCUGCGACUCUCUUGCGCAUUAUAUUGCUCCCAUUAAUAUACCACAUCCAGCAGAAUGCAUUAGUAUGCAUGCCCAGCAGCAUGCCGCUACCAGCCCUCAACUUUCGGAAUGCGUUUUACUCACUCUCUUUACCUCAGCGGAGCUUAGAAGUAGCUAUGGGACUCUGCCACGUCCAAUUACACACGGAAUGUGCCAAACUCAACGACCAUCUUGAUGAGAUGCUAUCUAAGUUUGUUACAAACGAGUGAUUGUUAGCGUACUUGUAUACCGCUGAUUUCUUUUUGUGAUAUAAAAGUUGUGUGCUGAACUGUGGCAAUACGAAGGUUACGGAGAUAACUUCUAUAUUUUGUAUAGUUUCUACAUCUUCAUAUUGACAUCUGCUAAUUCUAACCCCUCAAAAAGGCCUACUGCACGCCCAUAUCACCAAGACCAUCGAAUGAUGAUUGAUGUCAUUUUUUAAACAGCAAAUUCCAUUUCUCUUUUCUCUCUCCUAUGAGGAACGAGUGCAUGUUAUUAGUUCGGAGUGAAAAGGCAACUCAAAUGUUAUCCUCCAUCCUCAGCGUUUUCAUCUGAUAUCCCUUUGACAUAUCCCUGACGGCUACGACAGCUAUAGGGCUGUGACUGUUCAUCAUAACCGGGUUUCUUUAUGAUAUAAACGCGCCUCUUGGUUUGUCCCUCUUUGAAAACUCCCGGCAGUUAAGGUCACGAUUAGCGUUGCGAUAAUCGACUGCGACAGGCGCAUGUUGGUUCAAUCACAGGACCGUGCCUGUCAAACACACGGAUAUUUUGGUAUGAAAUAUUGGUGAAUGCAACACAGCGUGACAAAAUUACCAGAUACAGGCCCGCCAUACCAAAGUCAUCUCAGUCACGGUAUUAGAUGAGGUACCGUCAAGGGCUUGGCGAUUUUGCAGAUUCUGUUUUCUUACCGCCGUUCGUUGCAGGAACAUUCAUCACUUCGACCUCUUGAAUUCCUUACGCUUAUUUUCACUUUCGUCACUCACACUUAUAUUUGAGACUGAUUCUUUUAUUUAAUGGAGCCAUAGGAUGACGACACAUGUAUUUAUGAUGUUUGAUUUCAUUUGAGUUUAUGCCAACUAAGAAUCGCCAGUCACUCCUUCUCGAUUAUCAUUCGUAAAACUUGAUGACAUCAAAGGUCUUGUUUCAAAGGAGCCCCGCGACCUUAAACAUUCAAAAUGGUGGAUUGUAGUAAUCGACAGAACCGUCGUAUUGCCUUGUUCAUUACGGUUCUCGUUCUCAUUAUCACGGCGGCCAUAAUCACGAUAGUGGUUGUGUCGUCAACGAAGUCAUCGUCAGGAUCAUUAUCAUCAAAGAUGACAACUCAAUCAUCUUCAGAUUCAGAAUCUCUGUUAUUAAAAACCACACCUACACCGCAAUGACGAAAACCUUUGACGUCACAAUGGAUAGAUGCAACGAAUACCAAGUGUUCAUCUCUUUCAUCACUUGAAUCAGAUAGCAACUAUUCUCUAUUGGUUACACCAACAACGCUCUCACGAUAGGGACCCCAGCCCGGCGCAGACGUAACAUGACAAUAGCUGCCAUGGAGACGUCUGCAUCCUUGCUUGGUGGUGGUGACGAAUACUCCUACUCCUAUAGGGUCCGAGACCGUCGGAGCAUCUCUGGUGCUAGUUCAACUCCAUCUUCAACGUCAAGUGGUUCUGGCAGCUCAUAUUCUUCGACGACAUCAUCUACAUCACCGUACAGUAGUUCAUCCAGGACUUCGUCCAGCUAUGGAACCGGCUCAGGCUCUUCGUCGGGUUCGCACACUGUUGCUCUUUCUUCGAUAAUCGCAGGUAUAGAGGUAGUUGGUGACAAGCAACAGGCAAUCAUCGAACGUCAGGGGAGCAAAACAAAGCUACGUGCUAAGCUCGAACCGCAAGAUUCAUUGGAUAACUUUCCAGACAAGUACAAAUUCGAGGACAAUAAGCAUGUAUCUGAGGUAGUACACGGACUCAAGUCAUUGUACGAGCAAGGUUCCUUGGUGGACGUGACAUUGAUCGUUGACGAUGAGGAAUUUCCUUGUCAUAAAUGCGUGCUUGCCGCGAGUAGUCCGUAUUUUAACGCCAUGUUUACGACAAAUCUGGCGGAGAGCAGACAGAGUAAGAUCCGUUUAAUUGGAAUAGACGCACCCUCAAUGCGACUUAUCCUCGACUAUGCUUAUACAUCGCAAAUAGAGAUUAAUGAAGACAACGUACAAGGACUCAUGCUAGCAGUCAAUAUGUUCCAGAUGCCAACAUUACGCGACGCUUGUGCACGGUUUCUUGAGAAACAUAUCACGGUGUCCAACGCAAUUGGUAUCUACUUUUUUGCUGUCGCACACAACUGCGAAAAGCUCGAGGAACUGGCGAAAACUGUGGUAAUGGAUAACUUUGUCGAAGUGUGUAAAGAGGAAGAGUUUGUCACAUUAGGAAAAGAUAAGGUUAUCGAUAUCAUUUCCAAAGAUGAGUUGAAUGUAGACAACGAGGAGGUGGUUUACGAAAGCGUGAUGGCUUGGGCCAAGCACGAUCCAGACGCGCGUAGAGCAGACCUCGCAGAUGUUGUAUCUCACAUCCGAUUUGGACUUAUCAGCCCAUACUACAUUCAUGAUGUCGUCGAACGCGAUCGCAUUGUGUCACAUAACAAGGGUUGUCAACAGAUCAUCGACAGCGCUUUACAAUAUCACGUUCUACGGGAUCGUCGCCAAGAUCUUGACAUGACGAAGGUAAACACAACCGCAAGAAAGGGAAUGCCAUUUGCAGAUAUGUUCGUCUUCCUUACCAAUACGAGUGAGAUGCUAAGCGAUAUCAACCAACCCACAACCUACCGCGUCAAGGCUUUACCCGAACUGAUGGACGAUGCAGAAUGUGUCAUAACAGGGGAAAAUAACAUAUUUACCCUUUCGAAACAGCCAACAGAAUAUAGCGGCCGACGUUUAUAUUCCAAUCGCAGAAGCGGUCUAUUUCUCUUUGAUCAUUUUGAAAAGAAAUGGUUACCGCGAGCCGCGAUGAAUGUCGGCCGUUGUAAUUUUAGCUUGUCGGUAUUGGAUGGUCUCAUCUAUGCUGUCGGUGGCUGUGAUGGUGACGAUGCUCUUUCUAGCGUUGAAUGUUACAAUCCUGCCACCAACAUCUGGAAGCAGAUAUCAUCCAUGCCGCAGGUUGUUAGGUUCGGCCAUAAAGCUGUUGCAGUUGGUGGUCGGUUGUACUGUGUCGGUGGAGAGUCUGAAGAUACAGUUCUCGAUUCUUUGUUUUGCUACAAUCCGCGGCUUGAUAGCUGGGAAACGGUUGCCAACAUGAUCCUCCCGCGUACUUGCGCUAGCGUCGCCGUGACGAAUCGAGAAAUAUACGUUAUUGGAGGUAGCGUUGCGAUGGGUGAGGUAGGGCCAGAGAAUAUGCUUAAGUCGGUCGAAAUCUACAACCCUGAGAAUAACGAGUGGCGUUUCGGACCAGAGCUCCCAGAAGGAAGGAUGUCCUUUGUCACGGCAGUAUUAGGUGGCACUAUAUACAUUUUCGGCGGAGAAAAUGGACUUGAGGAUUGUGAGGCGAAGGUCUGGAAGCUUGAAUCUAGUGCAACAGAGUGGAUCGAAGACAAGGGCAAAUGGCCACCUUUAGUUGCGCCAUUCUCGUGUCUCGUCGCCAGAAUGUCUAAGGAUAGUGAAUAGUAAAGACCAAAACAGGACUGACUCUCCUGACCACAUCUUCUUGGGCAAACGAUAACAUUGCAAAAUUAAUCACGAUUAUUGCAUGAUACUUUAAGUUAUUCAAUUGCAAUAUUCUCGGUAAAUGGGAAUAAGAUGAUGGUCUAUCGUAUUCCUUAUUUCGAUUAAUAAGCCCCAAGAUAUGAAGCUAUUUUAAAAGCGAUUCAUCCGAGAAUUGUAACUCUGAUAAUGUCUAAACAUAAGAGAAUGAAAUUUUAUGUGGCCGUAGGAAAUUAUUGUGAUGUUUCAAUUAUUGAAUAUUUAUUCAUCUUUGUGAAGUUGUGGUCGUGUUCGCAAGCGGAGGGCAAAAAUCGUCGUCAUUUAUUAAUCGUGAAUACUUUUGAAAUACAGAGAUUAAUUUAUACAUACCUUGUUUCCAGUUUUUCACAACCCUGAGAGUUAUCAUUCAUUCUAUUUCCGUUGAAGUAAAUGAUCAACUCACCCUAGUAGUAUGAUUGUAGAAACAAGAGAAAUUCAUAAACACAAAUUAGUGGUUCUAAAACAUCAAUUCUUAAAACAUUUUUACUUGCAUGACUUUUGUCGUUCAUUUAUAGGGAGAAAUUCAUGUUUUACUGUUAUUUGCGCUUUUUAUUGAGUAGCUGUUUAUAUACAGUUAAUAUGUCUUUUAAAACCAUUAACGAUAUUUUACCAGAUCUGUACGUCAUUUUGCGUCUAUCAACAAGUUACAGACUCUUGAACAUGUAAACUUAUGGCCCAAUAGAAAGAACACACAGUCGGCCUUAUUACCAUAUGUAAACGUGCCCUUGAUGUACUAUUGCAAUGAUUUGUGACUUUAUAUGGAUCAUGAAGGAUACGAUUAAGAAGAUCCAAAAAUAUACCUUGACUGAAAAAAUCAUAUGAGUCUGUCGAGGAAUUAGUGAAUAGGCGCAAAAGAGUUGACAGCCCCUGUGUAGAGAUAUCGUUAACGCUAAAAGAAAACAGGUUCAUCAUAUCUGUGUUAUAUAUACCAUGCAUUUCCACUGUCAAAUAUUUCCAUGCAUCUUUAGCCAGCGUUUUUAUAGUAAAGCAAAUCAAUUAUAACAUGGUUAAACGCUUGUAAUAUCGGCCUAAAUAAUUUCCACAAAAAAUUACUACUGUAAAUUUAUAAUUGUUUGGCUGAAUAGGUAUAUGCUAGAGCAAUUGUAAUUGAAUCUCAUUAUUAUGAUGCCUUUGAUAGAUGAUACGAAGUCAAUUUCUGUAACUUGAAAUGGAUCAUCAGGAUUUACAAAUUGUGCACAGCUACACUCUAAUAAGAAUAGGUUCAGCUUUGCUCAAUUUCCAAUUAUUGGUCACAAUGGAAGCAACUUUAAAGAUCCGACUGUGCACCUGAAUUGCACCUUUCAGAAAGGGAAACUUUUUUAAAGGUGCUCCCAGUGUAAAGGAUAUAAGGUACAGAGAUGGGCCUAUUAUAGAUACAAUGUACGAUCCAAUGAAUUAAGAUGGUGGUAUUUUCAGUGGUCGUUAUCUGCUACACAUUCGUGCACCCGUGUACCAAAUAUCUCGUGGUUUCCUAGACAAUGAUGGACAGUUUUCGUUACAGGACGGUAGCUUGGAGGUUCCAUGACAUUUGCUCCGACGACAAUAUCUCUGUUGGAAAAUCUACACGUUAAGCCAAACAUAAAACCUAACUUCCGUAACUACAUUAUUCUGAAACAAAAACUCUAGUACAUUCCCAACUCUAACCCGAUCUGAGAUCGGGCCUUUGAGAUAUUAAAGACCGGAGCAAAUGUCGUGUCACCAGGGACCCGUUGCAGAAAGAGUUGCAAUCAAUCGCAACUCUAAAAAU